Molecule: messenger RNA, 1551 nt
Organism: Pieris rapae (cabbage white)
Lineage: Eukaryota; Metazoa; Arthropoda; Insecta; Lepidoptera; Pieridae
Product: trypsin-like
Exons: 6
Coding region: 191-1180 (329 amino acids)
Biological process (GO): proteolysis
Molecular function (GO): serine-type endopeptidase activity
Source: RefSeq, a predicted model, not a curated record
UUUAUCUAUAUCUUUAAAAAAUAUCUGUGACUCCAAGCUUUCAAUGUUUUGGCGCGAAAUCAGUGUUGGAUAAAUGAACAAUAUUUUUGUUAAAUAAAGAAAUUAAAAAUCUGGGUACAAACGUAUUUAAUGAAAGUGUUAGUAGUAAUCAAUUAAAAACGCAAGUGUUAAUUUACAGAAUAUAUAUAAAAUGUUUAAAUUAUUUUUCUUAACAAUAUUAUCAGAAUUAGUCCUGGGAAAUAUUUUUUUAAAUCAUGUUAACCACAUGGAAUAUUAUCGAAACAAAACACGACCAACUAAGGCAUUUAGUAGUUUUUCCACAAGUUAUUUUAACCAGAAUCUCUUACCAAAACCUGUAAAGGAAAAAGUGCAGUGUGGUACCAGAACUGUGGACUUCACUCUAAGGAGAGGAAAAAUUGUGGGGGGCUCCGAAGCCCCCUAUGGCGCAUUUCCAUGGCAGGUGGAGAUACAGAUGUUGGAUCCGAAUAAGUUGGCGUUUGAGCACCACUGUGGGGGCGCUGUCAUCGCAGAGCGUUUGGUGUUGUCAGCCGCCCAUUGUUUUGACAAGCAACCACUAGAACUGGAGCAUCUGCGCCUGGUGGUUGGUGAACACCGACUCAAGAUUCAGGACAGGCACGAGAACAGAUUUCUAGCAGAGAAGGUGGUUCCACAUCCCGACUUUAGAAAGAACGGUCCUCACUCGAACGACAUAGCCCUGGUCCUAGUGGCUCGUUCAGGGUCUGGAGUUCAGUUCAACUCACACGUUAGACCCAUUUGUCUCCCGGAUUCAUUGGAUACGGCUGGCCGGUGGUGCGCUGUCAGCGGAUGGGGGUACCAGGAAGAGGGAACAGAGCAAAAAUUUGCUCCUAUAUUAAGAGCUGCUGCUGUGCCAAUCCUCGACUUGGCCACUUGCAGAAAGGAACAGGUCCUAGGUGGACGGCAGCAGACAAUUUUGGACUCUAUGCUAUGUGCUGGGGUCCUAUCAGGUGGAGUAGAUGCCUGUCGUGGAGAUUCCGGGGGCCCACUCGCCUGUAUGUCUGGGGACAGAUGGCAGAUUCACGGGGUCGUGUCCUGGGGAUCUGGUUGUGCUCGUAGGGCCCGACCGGGGGUCUAUACGCGAGUUGCGUCAUAUGUCAGUUGGAUUAGACGUACUGCUAUGAGCUUAGGGCAUAAGUUAUAAUUAAUUAAGAUUUUCAAUGUUUAUAAAAUCUUUAGGAAAAUGAGGGUAUUCCAAAAUUUCGUGAAAGUACCUUCAUUUUAGUAUAAUAAAAAUGUAUUGGUAUUCUGUUCAAGCUUUUGCGGUUACUUAGUUUGGUCAUAACGAACGCGAACCAAAUCACUAAGCAAAAGGCCUGAUCGACCUGAUCGAUCCGGCUGGUGUGACCAAGUCAUGAUUCUCACUGGUCUCCACCAUAAAAGCUGCGUUAAGGGAAGCUUUAGACACGCUUCAGCAAUGAAGAGUACGAGAGAGAAUAUACCUCCCGAUACCAAACCUUUUAAUAGUUCAAAACAGGAAACAAAUUCCCUUUUUUUUCUAAACAGGGAAAAACA